Centruroides sculpturatus (bark scorpion) is the source of this 548-nucleotide messenger RNA. Its product is annotated as helicase SKI2W-like. Lineage: Eukaryota; Metazoa; Arthropoda; Arachnida; Scorpiones; Buthidae. The record is from RefSeq and is a predicted model, not a curated record. Bases 24 to 548 code for a protein of 174 amino acids. The transcript has 5 exons.
CAUGUGUACAAGUAUGCAAAUAUAUGAUACCAAUGGAUAUUAAAUUAGAAAAUCUUGAACUUGUUCACUUAGGAAGAGAGUCAAAAUUUGAUUUAAUUCCUGAAGAUGACAGUUAUAUUAAUAAAUCUACAUUGGUUUUUGAUCUUCCCCCUGUAAUACCUGAUUUAUCUGAACAAUUAGAAGAAAUUUUAGAUCAUCCAGAAAAGCUUUCUAUUUAUGAUUUAGAUAAUGUUCAGAGACAUAUACCUCGAAAACCAAAUAUAUCUUCAUUAUUUACAACGGAGUUAUGUCCUUUACAAACAACUUUAAAAGCUGAGAGGAACAUGACCACUGGUGAAGUAAUAAAGUUUAACGAAGUUAUUAUUGAAGAUAAUGCAUCAAAUUCAAAAAAUUCAAUGUCAUUUAAACGAGCUCCAGAUGUGACCACAGAUGUGAAAGGAAAUCCCAAUAAUCUUCCAUUUUGGCCAGGUGGUUUUGAUGAUUAUUCUUUUGAAAAAUUGAAGGAUAACAUUAAGAAUCAAGAUAUUGACUUUGUCAAUGGUCAGUAA